Thlaspi arvense is the source of this 1141-nucleotide messenger RNA. The record is from the annotation of a GenBank genome assembly. Lineage: Eukaryota; Viridiplantae; Streptophyta; Magnoliopsida; Brassicales; Brassicaceae.
GUGAAAUAUUUCAAACUCUUAUCUUUGACAAAUCUUCUCCUACAAUUUUCUUCCUUCUUCAACCUCUGUAUCUCUGCUAUAUAUACGAUGGACAUGCUAUUCACCAUCGCCACCUAAAUCAACAACCAAGUUUAGCCUUUCUCCUCUUUUCAUCCUACAGUCACGAUAUUUUCUCACUUAAACUCUCUUCCAUGGCGGCCCUCAAAGCUUCGUUUAUGCUAAGAACCCUCGACAGCGACGUCUCCGGAGAUGUUAUCGCCGACCAGGUACAACGCGGAUCCGGUGCUAUUCACGUUAUCAUGGGCCCUAUGUUUUCUGGGAAAUCUACCUCCCUCCUCCGCCGGAUCAAGUCUGAAAUCAGCGUCGGAAGAAGUGUAGCGAUGCUGAAAUCGAGCAAGGAUACGAGAUACGCGAAAGAUUCAGUGGUGACACAUGAUGGAAUCGGAUUCCCUUGCUGGGCUCUUCCAGAUCUAAUGUCAUUUCCUGAGAAAUUCGGUCAAGAUGCCUACGACAAGCUUGAUGUGAUUGGUAUUGAUGAGGCUCAGUUCUUUGGAGAUCUUUAUGAGUUUUGCUGCAAAGUCGCCGAUGAUGAUGGCAAAACAGUGAUUGUUGCAGGCCUGGAUGGUGACUAUUUGAGGAGGAGGUUUGGUGCUAUUCUUGACAUUAUACCAAUAGCUGAUUCUGUGACGAAGCUAACAGCAAGGUGUGAGGUUUGUGGACAGAAAGGUUUCUUCACUCUAAGAAAGACUUGCGACACCAGAACCGAGCUCAUCGGUGGAGCUGACGUCUAUAUGCCUGUUUGUCGCAAGCAUUACAUCAAUAAUCAAAUUGUCAUCAAAGCUUCCAAGAAAGUGUUGGAUUCUGACAAGGCAAGAGCUGAAUCUCGUGUGGAGGCAGCUGCUGCUAUGGUCUAACUAUAAAUUGCUUUGGAACCAGUAACAUAGUCUAUAUGAUGGUGAAAUUUUGUUUUUCUGUUUGCUUUCGUUUCACUUGGGCGUAUCCUCAAUGUUGUCUUUGAAAAUCACUUGUGAUGUUCCUUGUAUAUAAUAAGUAUGUGUUUGAUAAUUUCUCUAUAGUUUUUGUCCAUCUAUCAUGCAUUCUACAGGCUUUUGUUAGCAGCUUGUCUCAUUUUAUCCUUUCA